This is a messenger RNA of Perognathus longimembris pacificus (Pacific pocket mouse), 311 nucleotides long. Its product is annotated as NADH dehydrogenase [ubiquinone] 1 beta subcomplex subunit 1-like. NCBI's taxonomy places the organism in Eukaryota, Metazoa, Chordata, Mammalia, Rodentia, Heteromyidae. The record is from RefSeq and is a predicted model, not a curated record. Gene Ontology annotation, cellular component: mitochondrion. The annotation marks the transcript as partial. The transcript has a single exon.
UUACAUAAACUACAUUUUUUUAAAGUUGCCUGCACAGGUCACAGAGUUCACUGUGGCUGUCCUUGGUCAUCUGUUUGUGAUUGGCACCUGGGCCGGGCCGGGCUAGGCUGUAGCAGUCACGGUGAAUUUCAUUGGGUUCAUAUACUCAUCCCUUUGGGAUUUUUAUUUGGAUAUUAUCUAGACAAAAAGGGUGAUGAGAAGCUAACUGUCUUCCUGAACAAGAGUACAUUAUAUAGAAGGGAAUUGAGGCCUAAUGAAGAAGUCAAUUAGAAGUCUUUACUAAUCACAGAAUGUUCACAUUUCUAAAGUUA